This is a messenger RNA of Euleptes europaea (tarantolino), 1905 nucleotides long. RefSeq names its product zinc finger protein 260-like. NCBI's taxonomy places the organism in Eukaryota, Metazoa, Chordata, Lepidosauria, Squamata, Sphaerodactylidae. The transcript has 3 exons. Gene Ontology annotation, biological process: regulation of immune system process; negative regulation of transcription by RNA polymerase II; regulation of cytokine production. Bases 1 to 1905 code for a protein of 634 amino acids. The record is from RefSeq and is a predicted model, not a curated record.
AUGAACAGGAAAAAUCCUCUUUCAGGGGCCCCCACGUCCUUUGUGGAGGUGGCCGUGUUCUUCAAGGAGGAGGAAUGGGCUCUUCUGGAUCCGUCCCAAAGAGCUCUGUACUGGGAAGUCAUGCAGGAGAAUUACGAGACUGCGGCCUCUUUGGCAGCAGAUACUGAAAGACAGGGGCAACUAGGAAGGGUGUCUUCAGAAAGAGACGAGGAUCUGGAGGUGGUGGAACCUUGGGAUGGAGACGGACCUCGGAGGCAACUGAGAAGAAAAUGGGAAGGAAAACAGAAGCGGAGGAAGGAGUUGGUUGACUGUCAGGGCAGGAACAUCUAUGACAUACCAGCCCAAAGCAAAAUACAAAGAGAAAAGGGAAGGAAUAAGUGUCCCACGAAAGGGAAAAGGAUCAGCUGCAUCUCCAGCAUUAAGAUGGAACAGAAGAUCCAUACAGGGAACAAAACAUGUGGCUGCUUGGAGUGUGGAAAGAGCUUCUUUCAGAAUAGCCGCCUAACUGAUGAUCAAAGGGUUCACACAGGCAAAAAGCCACAUAAAUGCUUGGAGUGUGGGAAGAGCUUCAAUUGGAAGAGCAGGCUUACUUUACACCAGAAAAUUCACACAGGGGAGAAGCCAUAUAAAUGCUUGGAGUGUGGGAAGAACUUCCGUCAGAAUGGUAGCCUUACUUUACAUCAGAAAACUCACACAGGGGAGAAGCCAUAUAAAUGCUUGGAGUGUGGGAAGAACUUCAGUCGGAAGUCCCGCCUUACUUUACACCAGAAAAUUCACACAGGGGAGAAGCCAUAUAAAUGCUUGGAGUGUGGAAAAAACUUCGGUCAGAAUGGUAGCCUUACUUUGCACCAGAAAAUUCACACAGGGGAGAAGCCAUAUAAAUGCUUGGAAUGUGGGAAGAACUUCAGUCAGAAGGCCAACCUUUCUUUACACCAGAAAAUUCACACAGGGGAGAAGCCAUAUAAAUGCUUGGAGUGUGGGAAGAGCUUCUUUCGUGGCGGCGACCUCACUAAACAUCAAAGGAUACACACAAGAGAGGAGCCAUAUACAUGCCUGGAAUGCGGGAAGAGCUUCUGCCUGAAGCACCACCUUACUUUGCACCAGAAAAUUCACACAGGGGCGAAGCCAUAUAAAUGCAUGGAGUGUGGGAAGAACUUCAGUCGAAAGGACAGCCUUACUUUACACCAGAAAAUUCACACAGGGGAGAAGCCACCUAAAUGCUUGGAGUGUGAGAAGAGCUUCUCAACUAAAAAGUGCCUUACUUUACAUCAGAGAGUUCACACAGGGGAGAAGCCAUAUAAAUGCUGGCAAUGUGGGAAAAGCUUCAGUCAAAAAGACAACCUUACUAUACAUCAACGUGUUCAUACUGGGGAGAAGCCAUAUGAAUGCUUGGAAUGUGGGAAGAGCUUCAUUUGUAAGAGCAAUCUCAAUAAACAUAAAAACCUUACUUUACACCAGAAAAUUCACACCGGGGAGAAGCCAUAUACAUGCUUGGAGUGUGGGAAGAACUUCUCCUGGAAGAAAAGCUUUACUUUACACCAGAAAAUUCACACCGGGGAGAAGCCAUAUAAAUGCUUGGAGUGUGGGACGAACUUCAGUCGGAAGUCCCACCUUACUUCACACCAGAAAAUUCACACAGGGGAGAAGCCAUAUAAAUGCUUGGAGUGUGGGAAGAACUUCAGUCGGAAGGACAGCCUUACUUUGCACCAGAAAAUUCACACAGGGGAGAAGCCAUAUAAAUGCUUGGAGUGUGGGAAGAACUUCAGUCAGAAGUACAGCCUUACUUUACACCAGAGAAUUCACACAGGGGAGAAGCCAUAUAAAUGCUUGGAGUGUGGGAAGAACUUCAGUUGCAAGAGCCACCUUACUUCACAUCAACGCAUUCACACUGGGGUGAAGCCAUAA